GAGUUUCGCGUCGCGGUGCGCGGCCGCCUCGUCACUUCGCGUCUGAGUACCGUCGCGUACGGACGUGUAGACGGAGCAACGAACUAACGAACGAACGAACGAACGAAUGUACGGACGGACGGACAGACGGAGCAAAGCGAGCGAGUGGAGUCGCCGCUGAUCAGCCAGCGCGGUUGCGCGUAGCUACGUUGAACCGUCGCGCCGCGGCGGGGGGUACGGACUCUCAGUGCACGACUUGACGCAGCGGCGAACGACACGAGGGAGACCGACCCCGCGAUUGACACGCGCACGCUCGCGCCAAGGAGGCAUUAUAAUCCGACAUCCCCGUGGAAGAGAAGUGUUCCGCGCGCGCGGACGAAGAGUCGCAGCGAGAAUCGAGAGUCUCGACGGCACGCCGCACGCGUGCAACGGAUCGAUCGUUCGUGACACAUCGAGCCCGCCGAGUUGUGAGAGAUUCCGGAUAUCGGGAAUCUUGUUCUUGUUUUGUGUGAAACGCUACUCUCCGCGCGUCUCUCAAAACGUUACUCUCCUCUCUUCUUCUCCCUCUUCUCAUUCUCGCGAGUCUCGUAUAUAUAUCUCGCUUUUCCUUUCUCUCUUUCGCGUGUAUAACAUUUCGAUUACAACGAGUCUCAACGACGAAGACGACGGGAAAGACGUCGACGACGGACUGGCCUGUGGCCUCAUGAGUGUCACGGAUUGCGACGUCGCAUCGCUCCGAGUGGACGACUACCAGUCGCGAGUCGCGAGGAUUUCUCCGCGCGGAUCAUCGGCCGGCAGCCCUCUCGUCCUCCCAUUGACGGCGCCGUAGUUGAGAUCACGAUGACUAUGGACGUGAGCAAAUCCGAGACGAAUAAAAAUGAAUGCGCCGGCUGCGGGAAGACAAUUACGGAGAGAUACCUCCUCAAGGCCCUGGACCUCUACUGGCACGAAGACUGCCUCAAGUGCGGAUGCUGCGACUGUAGGUUAGGCGAGGUCGGCUCUACCCUCUACACCAAAGCUAAUCUUAUCCUCUGUAAGAGGGACUACCUCAGGCUCUUCGGGAACACGGGAUGCUGCGCGGCAUGUAAUAAGCAAAUACCGGCGUUCGAGAUGGUCAUGAGGGCCAGAACGAACGUCUAUCAUCUCGACUGUUUCGCCUGCCAGCAGUGCACUCAUCGGUUUUGUGUAGGCGAUCGGUUUUACUUGUGUGAGAACAAGAUUCUCUGCGAGUACGACUACGAGGAGAGGCUAGCGUUCGCUAAUAUGGCGUUACAAUCACCCGCCUCAUUAGCAUACAUUAAAAGACAACUCCCUCCUACACCAACGCCUCCGGGCCAAAACAUACACCCAGGACACAAUCCACUCCAGGCUCAUCAAGGUCUGGGGCAGUCGGUGGCCCAGCACAAUCAUGUGCCCAACGGUCAAAUGUCAGGUGGCACGCCGACGAUGAACGGGACGACUAUAGGGGUUGGCGGACCGAGGGCACCGGGUGAUAUGAACAACAACGGUCUGUCUGGGCCCGCCCUCGGGCCCGUGAAGCCACCCCCGAUGUCUAUGCAGGCGCCAACCAGCUGAAACGAGGCUUCGCCGCCUCUGAAGAAGCUCAGGUGUCUCAGCGGUUAUUAAAACGGGAGUUCUCUUCGCUCGUGGAAUAUAAUCCAUGGAUUCCGGGCAACGGAAAAGCAGAUGAAAGGUAUACGUUGCACCAAGAAUGACGGAAUGAACAAAGAAAAAAAGGGUUGAAAGGAGCGAUAGAGAGACCGAGCGAGGGAUGUGAAUGAAGGAGGGAGGGACGGAAAUGUUAAACGCGCGAGGAAUCGGACGAACUUCGAAGUGGAAUCCGAGGCUUCGUGGACAAAGUGAUGAGUCUUGGGAGAUUGAAAUCACUGUGAUCGUGGAAAAUGAACACAAAUUUAACGGAAGUUAAUGUUAAUACAGUGUAGGACACGCGCGUGGCGCGAGCUGGAGCUCGACACACCGUAUUUACGCAGGCAUACAGGUACA
Molecule: messenger RNA, 1983 nt
Organism: Acromyrmex echinatior (Panamanian leafcutter ant)
Lineage: Eukaryota; Metazoa; Arthropoda; Insecta; Hymenoptera; Formicidae
Product: LIM domain only protein 3
Biological process (GO): positive regulation of transcription by RNA polymerase II
Cellular component (GO): nucleus
Molecular function (GO): transcription coactivator activity; DNA-binding transcription factor binding
Source: RefSeq, a predicted model, not a curated record